AUGGCAGAGCCCGGCCACGGCGAGGAGUCAGACGACGAUAUUGAGUCUCAGGCGGUUCCCAGUGGCACACAGGGAGUGGGCGAUGCCGCCGUUGCAGAUUGGAUGAAGGUAGACGAGGAGGAUGUCGGCAAUGAGGCGGGGCUUGGCCCGGCCAGUUCAGUUGGGAAGAAGCCGCACCUUGAGGGGUCCAAGGGGGCUGCGACUGCGAAGGUCCAGGUCAGGCUCUGCAAGAUCUGUCACGACAGCAGUCGAGAUGUCGAGUGGUUCGAGGCGUGCAUCUUGUGGCAGGACCCCGCGACUGGAGACGUGGUCACCACUCCAGUUGGAUGGGUAUGCAGGGUGUGUGGGGAGGUGUGCGAGGCUUUCAUCGAGCAUGGCAACGUCGAGACCAUCAUCGAGAAGUUCAACAACGACCCCGACUUCAAGGCGCAGUUCAGCGGCGGGCGCAUGGUUCGCAUGAAGACACAGCAGCCUACGUGGUGUCCCCAGUCGGUCGUCCUUCGGCACGUUCGCGAUUUCGCCUUGCACCAGGACGUCGCCUUCAUCGAGGACACCGUCUUCCGCGCGCAUUUCAAGGCCCCCUUGGAUUCGCCCCAGGUGCUGCCCUACAACGCCGAGCUCGUCGACUGGGAGGGCACGAGGCUCAAGGGUGUCUUCAUGACCUUGGAGAGCGCCAGAGCGAGAGAGCUGCCCUACAAGAUUGUUACCAUGAGGUCGAUGACACAGUGCCUGCUGGACACGCAGCUCCUGAGGAGCGAGGAGACUUUGCACCCGGACCACGCCCGCCAGAUGUGGAAUUUUGAAGACAGGACACAGCGCGACGGCAGGCCAAAGAUGAUCAUGGGAAAGAACUUGAGCAAGAUCGAGUCUUACGAUCACUACGCGACCUUGGCUAAGGACUACAACGCUGCACAGGCGGCGGCGGGCGAUCGAGCUCUUCACGGCGACGCUGGGGGGAUCGGCGGAGGCGGUGGAGGCGGCGGCGGCGGGGGCGUUGGAGGCGGCGGGCUUCCUGGCGGCAGCUUCGUCUCCCGGAGCAGGUUCGGGGCAUCCAGCGCUGCGUCCGCGAUGGCGCCGCCGCCGCCCACGCCAGUUGCUCCGAGGGCGAAGGCCAAGGCCGGGGCUGGCAGCGGCGCAGCGGCGGCAGCCAGGUCGGCAGCCGCCUCAGGAGCUGGUCGCAGCGCCAAGCGAGCUUCGUCGGCCGUGGCCGAUGUGUCCAAGCGGUCGAGGGCAGGCGGUCGCUUGGCAGCGCCUCGCGGCUCGGGCAGGUUCGAGUCCGAAGCCAAGUUGGAAGCUUCAGGAGCGGCGUCGGAUGCAUCUGGGGGGGCUGCGAGCGCGGCGACUUGCGUGGUCACGCCGAGGGCCGCCACCGUGCGCUCCAGCCCGCCCACCAAGAGCAUCGACGAAGGCAUCGGCGUGUCGAUCGAGCAGAUCCUCGUCCAUGACUUCCAGCCUGGGCGGCAGAUCGCAGGGGCGAGGGAUCGCAUCAGGAAGUUGACUGCGCUUGGGCAGACGACCGAGGCAGAGAAUUUGAAGUCUGAGAUCGAGUUGGCGAAUGCUGCCCGGAAUUGCCAAUACGAAACCUUGAAGACUGCUUCGCUCAUUGAUAUCCUUCCAGACAUGGAGGCCCUGCAUGAAGAGGGCCACGUCUUACCCGCCAAAUCCGCAAUGAUUUACAUGAAAAUGUACGGGCAGAGCUUACUGAACGAUGGGAAGUACCUUGAAUGGGUCAAGUGCGUGUGGCCUAGAAGCGUCGCCCAGCAGGAGGAGAACGGCUCUUGGAGUAUCCCGCCGCCGCUUCCCGCGUCGGACUGGUCGUACAUCGUGCCUCGCUGGUCAGUAUUGGUCAGCAGCCUCAGCCAACAGGAGGGUUCGAUGGAGUUCUGGUGGGGGACCCUGUUUAACGAUGGUUUCUUAUCUCUCCUGGGCGAGCUCGAGGACCCGAGCAGGAAGGAAAUCACAUCCGAACAAGUUGGCGGCAUGUUCAGUUUGGCCAACGCUUUCGUGGACUUCUACCACACAGAGAACUCGCGCGUGCAGCUCUCCACAGACUUCCAGGACCUGUUGGUUCCUAUGCUGCGCGUUCUCAGGGGCAUCGUUGCAGUAUCUUGUUCGUUUCCCUGCGUGGCUGGUUCCACGGCUGAGGACGUCGAUUUCGUGUCUCCCACCCGGAAGGCUAAGGCCAAGAUAGAGGCUGGAGUGAUUGAAUCUUUGGAUCAGGUCGCCGAUGCAUGCCGCACGGCGAAGGCGUUGCGCUUGCGUCUGCGUAACAAGAGUGGCGUGUGGGUCAGUCGCAUUGACGAGUUCCGGAGAGUUGUGGGGGCCGAGUCCACGACAGGCGUGGGCCUUGUCCAGUUGCACGCCAACGUGUCGACCAUGGCGCAUGACUUAGCUGGCAAGGACGUCGACGAGCAGAGGGACGCGAUCAUCGGCCUCCUUAAGGCUUGGAUGGAGGGGCACAAUCAGUGGCAGUCGCCUUCCUUCCGCUCCAACACGACCCCAUGCACAGAACGCUUGUUGGCUAAGAUCUUGGUGUUCGCAUGCCCCGAUGCAGCGUGGACCAAUUUGCCUUGCAGCGAUUCUAACAAGGAGUGGGUGGACAUCCUGACUGAGGCGGCAAAGACCUUGCAGAAGUCGGCCGAUGCGAAGACUGCCCUGAUGAGGAUCCAGGAGCAGUCCGACGCUUGGAUGCAGAGGUCUUCUGAGGUCAUGUUGCUGGAUACGCUCGGCCAUGAUAUUCAUACCUACACCGACUUUAAGAACCUCUACGACGCCCUGAAGCGCCAUACCAACAUGGCCAAGGGUUCAGGUGUGCCCGAUUUGAUUAUCACGGCGAUUUGGCGGUCUUUGGCUUGGGCGAUCCAAGAUGACACCCCGUGGGCCCAGGUCAGGGAUGUAGGCGACAUGGCCAAGAUGGUGCUGUCGACUGAUACGUCAAUGAGGGAGUUCUGGGAGAGCCAGCAGCGCACCAAGGAGGCGAUCACCGACUGCCAGAAGAUCUCGUUGGCGAACGCGGUCUGCUUAGACUACUCCAAGCAGCCGGGCGCGCUGGCCGACACGACGGGCAAGGGCACCGAGAUCGCGAGCGUCAUGCUGACUGCCUACAAGAAGCUGGUGGCGUUCAUGGAGAAGCCGCCCGAGUUCACCGACGUGCCUGUCGGCCAGGAGACCUUCGCGAAGCUCGCCA
This is a messenger RNA of Prorocentrum cordatum, 3187 nucleotides long. The record is from the annotation of a GenBank genome assembly. Lineage: Eukaryota; Dinophyceae; Prorocentrales; Prorocentraceae.